CAUUGACAUGAGCAACAAAUCAGUCGUCUGCUGAUAGUUGAAGUGAAAGAUACAAUUCAUCUCUCCGAAAGGGAUUAGUUGAAUUACAAAAUAAAAAAAAAAAAAAGAGUUAAGAAUUUAUCGUUGUGCCAUAUGAGUGUUAGAUACUAAAAAAAAAAUUAUUACCAAUCAUCUUGAAAAACAAACUCACCCCUCUUAGUGCAAUGAAAAAUUAAUGUGUAUUUUCUAAAAAUAUAAAAACUCUACCCGAACUGAACUUAUAAAAAAAACAAGUGUUUGUGAAAAAAUAAGAAAAAAAAAAAUUGUGAAAAAAAAAUACCUGCUGACAUAUUAAAUCAGCCAACGGAUUAAUCUCUAUCAUCAUCAUCUUCUCAACAACAGAACAACAAAACUUAUAAAUAAGAUGAAUCAAACGUGUAAGGUAUGUGGCGAACCUGCCGCCGGUUUUCAUUUUGGUGCCUUUACUUGCGAAGGAUGCAAGUCAUUUUUCGGUCGAUCAUACAACAACCUUUCGUCAAUCAGUGAAUGUAAAAAUCACGGCAAAUGCGUCAUUGAUAAGAAAAACCGUACAACUUGCAAAGCAUGCAGAUUGCGCAAGUGUUACACAGUGGGCAUGUCCAAAGGCGGCUCACGCUAUGGCAGACGCUCGAAUUGGUUCAAAAUCCAUUGCUUGUUGCAGGAACAACAACAGCAAGCUGCCGAAGCCGCCGGCAAACACGGUUUUGGCGGUGAUAUGGGAUCGGCUGCGGCUGCUGCUGCCGUCGCCGCAGCACAAGCACCAUCUCUAGCCUCACACAUGGGAAUGUUAGGCUAUCCGGGCUAUUUGCCGGAAAUGAUGUCAAAUCCGGAUGCAUUUAAAAGUUCAUUUCAUAGUCAAUUUUUGUCAAGACAUCCUGAUGCAGCUAUAGCAGCUGCCGCUGCUGCUGAUUACCAUCAACAUCAGCAACAACAACAAAUGCAGCAAUCUUCAGCAUCAUCAGCUGCAGCAGCAGCAGCAGCAAUGCCAUUCUUCAUGAUGAACUCAAUGCCAAUAUCAUCACGAUCUGCAUUCCAAUUGCCACCACAUUUGCUCUUCCCUGCUGGCGGACCGGGUGGAUAUCAUGCUGCUGCGGAUGCAUAUCAUCGUGCCGAUGAAAUGUUUAAACAUCGUCAGUCUGUGGAUACAUUGUCCGAAGGUUCGAAUAAUCGUUGGAAUGAAAGUUGCAGUCCUGAGGCUAGAAAUGAAGAACUUAUUAGUCCUGCUGCUCGUUGUUCAUCCAAAUCACCAUUAAAUGAUCGUGAAAGAAGUCCAUCGUCGGUUAGGUCGAUGACACGUUCACCACUUGAAGUUAGUCGAACUCCAGAGAGUCGCGAAUCACCAAAUCUGCCUGCACAAGAAGCUCAAAUUGAUAUAAUGGAUCCUUCUGCUUCGCCAAUUCAUUCCCACCAUUCAUCAUUACCAUCACCAAUCACCCACAAUAUCACACCCACCACCACCACAAAUGAAGAAGCCGCUGCUUAUCAUAUGAAAUUGCAAUCAGAAUCACCAGUUUCGAUUUGUUCUGUAACCGAUCAAGAACAAGAUAGUCCAAUGGAUUUGAGUAUGAAAGCGCAACGCAGUCGAUCUGCAUCGAGAACUGCUUCCACAUCAGUCCCUUCCGAUAGCCAAAGUUUAAUUUCCGGUGGAGAAAGUGAUAUUCAAAGUGAGUCGAGUGAAGAAGAAAUUCGUUUGGCACGAAGGAAAUUCUAUCAUUUGAGUGAAAAUGAAUCGGAUGUCUCACAAGAUAUUGCAGAAAGUGUUAAAAGGCAAAAGCUUGUUGAAGAACAAGGAUAUAAUUAUGGGGUCAGUAGUAAUGGGAGUAUGAAUUCAACUAGUCUAAGGGGUAUUUUUGUUUGUGUUUAAAUAAUUUGUAAUUCAAUUUUUUUUUUUUUUUUGAGAAAAAGUUAUAAUUGUUGAAAAUUUAAUUAUUAAAUUGUAAAUAUAUUUUUUGAAAUGAGAGUAUGAAAAUAGAAUUAAUUCUUGAGGAUUGUAAAUAUUAAUUUUUAAUUUUAAAUAAAUUUUUGUUUUUUUUAUAGAGUUUAAGUGUUUAGUUAUAAGAAAAUUAAAAUAUAAAUAAAUUAAAAU
This is a messenger RNA of Episyrphus balteatus (marmalade hoverfly), 2104 nucleotides long. It is a transcript of the gene kni, whose product is annotated as zygotic gap protein knirps. The coding region runs from base 404 to 1882 and encodes 492 amino acids. NCBI's taxonomy places the organism in Eukaryota, Metazoa, Arthropoda, Insecta, Diptera, Syrphidae. Gene Ontology annotation, molecular function: sequence-specific DNA binding; DNA-binding transcription factor activity; zinc ion binding. The record is from RefSeq and is a predicted model, not a curated record. The transcript has 3 exons. Gene Ontology annotation, biological process: regulation of DNA-templated transcription.